AUGGCAUCUGCUCUCACCGUCCUCUUCCUCGGGCGUGAAUUUCUCAAACCCACCAUCCGGGUGAGCCCCAGCAGGGUGGUGGCGCUCGGGGGAAGCGUCACCAUCCGCUGUGAGGGUCGGUACCCGGGCAUGGAGUUCAUUCUGCAUAAAGCUGGACACCCGAACCUGGAGGUGCAGUUGGUGCCUGAUGGGACCGUGGCUGAAUUUCCCAUCCCCAGUGUCAGCCGGGAAGAUGGAGGGAGCUACACCUGCGACUAUCGCUCCAUAACAGAACCACAUCGCUGGUCGUAUCCCAGCGACCCCGUCGAGAUCAUUGUAGCAGGAGCCGUGGCCGUUCGGUGUCGGGGGCAGCGCCGGGGCGUGCGGUUCGUGCUGAAUAAAGAGCAACGUCAUUUCCCACCUGUGGAUUCGGAUGGUUUGGGGGUUGAGUUUCCCAUCAGCAACGUGAACCGGGAGGACGGCGGGAGCUACAGCUGCUCCUAUCACAGCAGAUUGGAGCCGUUCGCCGUGUCGUACCCCAGCGACCACGUGGAGCUGGUGGUGAGAGCAGCCCCCCUGGGGCGCCCGGAUUUCACCAACACCAACAUCGCCCGCCUGGCGCUGGGCGCCGCGGUCCUGCUCGUCCUGGGGCUGAUCCUGGCCGAGGCCUGUUACAGCCGCCCGAGGGGGGCGCCCUAG
Molecule: messenger RNA, 678 nt
Organism: Mauremys mutica (yellowpond turtle)
Lineage: Eukaryota; Metazoa; Chordata; Testudines; Geoemydidae
Product: leukocyte immunoglobulin-like receptor subfamily B member 3
Exons: 4
Coding region: 1-678 (225 amino acids)
Source: RefSeq, a predicted model, not a curated record